Molecule: messenger RNA, 765 nt
Organism: Cryptosporidium ubiquitum
Lineage: Eukaryota; Apicomplexa; Conoidasida; Eucoccidiorida; Cryptosporidiidae
Exons: 3
Coding region: 1-765 (254 amino acids)
Biological process (GO): vesicle fusion; vesicle-mediated transport; intracellular protein transport
Cellular component (GO): membrane; SNARE complex; endomembrane system
Molecular function (GO): SNARE binding; SNAP receptor activity
Source: RefSeq, a predicted model, not a curated record
AUGAAAAGUAAAGUUUUGCCACCUUUUUGGGUUGACUUACAUGUUGAAGCACAAGAAGAGUUGGCAAGAGCAAAAGAAUUGAUAUCAAUUUUACAAAAAACUCAACAAAAAAGACUUUUAUGUGUUUUAAAGGACAAUACAAUGGAAAAAUCUGAGAUUGAGGUAGAAUCAUUAACAUUUUCGAUUUGUGAUUCAUUUAAGCGUAUUGAAAAGCUUGUUCAAUCAAUUUCAAAUUCAUCUGCUGUUAACAAAGAAUUUGAUCCUCUUUGUAAUAGAAGCUCAAUUAACUGUGAUAUCUUGAGGAGAAAUGCAGAAAUAAGUAUUGUAAAUGAGCUAAAUCCUUUAUCUCAACAUUUCAAAAAUAUACAAAAAAGUUAUAUGUCAGAAUUACAAAAGAAUUAUAUUUGUUUAGAUGGUAAUCAAAUAAAUUAUGAAGAUUCUCAGAAAUACAAUCAAAGUAAAGAAUUGGUGCUCACUGAUUUAGACGACUUUAAUAUAGAAGAAAUUGCAAAAAUAACGAGAAGUAUUGCAGAGCUUAAUUCAAUUUUCAAGGAAAUGUCUUCUAUGGUUGUUGAACAAGGCUCUCUAGUAGAUAGAAUAGAUUUUAAUAUUAACAAUGCGUUGCUAAGGGUAGAAAACGCACACCAACAAAUUUCAAAAGCAGAAAAAAACAUUAAAAACAAGAUUUUUUCGAAAUUAAUACAAUUUUUGAUAGUUUGUAUAUCAAUUGAAAUAUUCAUUAUUUUUCUCAAAUUAUUAUUUUAA